AUGCCUUCAAGUUCGCCCGUGAUGGAUGGAGAUGACGAAUCAACGGUCGAUAUGAUCGAUGAGGAAGAAGAGCAAGCGACUCAUGGCUCAUCCAUACCGCAAUCAAAAGCGCAACAACAAUCUGGAAACUCAAAAUCUUCCGCAGCAUCAUCAACGGAGACCCCCACUCGGGAUGUAAAGGAAUUGAUGAAGAUUGCGAAAGGCUUGUUGGAAUUGAAACAAAAGAUUCCUUCGGGAUCCAAUCUAACCAAUCAGCAUGUGGCAAAAUUGUACAAAUAUUUGGAUGAUAACAAACUGAACAAGUCUUUGAAAGAACUCAAACACAUUUUCUCGUCGUACAUGUCAAAAUCUGAUUUUGAUUCCUUGUUCAAUUUUGUACAGACAUAUUUCUUGGCUUGUAGAAAUUUGAGUGAUUCCGAAGUAGCCUAUAAUUUGAAUGGUAAUGCUUCUGGAGGUUCCUCCUCUAGUUCUGGAUCAUUCUCUUCAGAUAUUGAAAAAUUAGCCCGUGAACGAACAUUCAUCUUAAAAUGUUUAGUGAGUUGGAUGUUUGAAGGAAGAAUUGAAGGAAAGGUAGCAAAGAAUGGUCUUUUCAUCAUUUAUGAAGAACUAGACUACAUACCUGAUAGCAUGUUGGUUUCACUCAUUCAAGUCAUUUACAAAUUAUUCAAAGAUAGAUCAUGUGCAUUUGAUGAGUUUUCUCCUAUCGGUGUUUCCAACAAUUUUGAAAAUGUUCUUGAGAAUAGUGCAGGCCUUGUUCUUGACGUUUGGUCGCAAUGCAUUUCUACUGUCAUGUCGAAAGAUGAAAUUGAAAUCAAUUCAAAAUCAAAGAAAAAGAAAAAAACAGACGAGUACAAGACGACCAUUAUCAAAGAUAUUUGUUCUUGUGAUUGGUCUCAAAAGGUUUUAGCUUUUGCAAAUGCUUUUAAAGACAUGCCAUUGACAGAAAUUGAAUUGGAUAUUGUAUUGGACAAAUUGCUUAGCUAUCUUCACAAAAUGAAUCUGAACGAUUCAGCUCCUCUUAUAUAUCAAUUAUUACUACUUUCAUCAAGAGGAAAGAAGCAAAAAAUCUUACAGGGUAUUAUUUCAUAUUUUGACAAUGUCGAAAAAGAAAAGAGACGAAACUCACUCGGGUAUAACGAAGAUUCUGUACUCAAUCUAGAAGGAACUGUUUUGCAUUUCAUUGAUUAUGCUAUCAAACAAAAUCAAGAUUUAGCCUCUGAAAUGCUUAAACUCAUCAAGAAUGAACCAACCUCAGCACUCAAUACGUUCAAAGUAUCAUUUCUGCUAAUUAUUUCAAGCUUAACAAAUUUCGAAGAAAAGGCGUUCAAGCUUUUAAAAUCAUUGGUAGAAGAAGACUACAAACAAUCUAUCAAAUCUCGUAUUUUCAUUACCGAAGACGAACAAAAAGUCUUAUCUUUCAAUACCAACUCUUACAAAGUCAUUAUGGAUACCAUCAAAAAGUGUGGCAGAGGACGAGAUUUUAUGGUGAAAUCAGUUGUUGAUUUCGCAUGCUAUUUGCUUGACUCAAAGAAGCCAAAAACAGAAGAUGCUCCAUCCUUAUCAUUGACCGCCCAAGCUUUUCAUCCUCACAAACUAGGUUUAGAAAUAUUGAGCAAAAUAUUUGAGAUUAAUAAUGUAGUUCGAUCGGACAUUCUUUCUAGGAUAUUCAAUCGUGUGGUGACAAAUUAUGGCAAUAUUGAAAAGUAUAUUGAAUUGCUGGCAAACCUUUCGUUGAACCAAACAUCCUAUGUCUUGGAUCACAUUUCCAAGUUGAAGGAAACCAUUGAAUAUCUCUCUACGAUGCCAACGGAUGUUGCUAAAGCCCUUCUAGCUGCUGUACAGCCGCUCUAUAAGACUAGUCAAGAAUUUCAAGAUCAAGUUGUGCUCGUUCUUCGAAAAUCCAUGUACAACCGAGAGUUGGAUUCUCGACAAGUGGCUCUCAGUGGUUUUUUACAAAUUUUACUUUCCUCUGGCGAGUUGGACGAGAUCUCUCAUAGAAAUAUCGGAAGUAGUAGUAGCAGUAGCAGUACUAACAGUGCCAAUCAUUCAAAACCAAGCUCUGUUGAUUUGGAAAUAAUUGGAUUUUUAAGAAGAUGUCUCAGCAUGCAAACACCGAUAAGAAAAGCUCUCUAUCGUGGACUUUCUCAUGUUGUGCAGAAAAAGCCUUACCUUUUGAACGAGAUAUGUCCCAUCCUCAUGGAUCAAUUGAAAAAGUACAUCUCUGUUAAUGACGACGGUGAAAUUGACGGAUUCUUUUUAGAUAGCUGCAUUGACUCAAAGACCAUGAUCAUUAUUGAACCUCUUCCUGAUUUAUUGACUCUACUUGCUGAAUGUUCUUCACCAGACGGUGGAGGAAACCCUUAUGAUAUUCUUCUUGGAUUCGUUCAGUUUUUCCUUCACAAAGAAAUUGCUGACUUUGGAAUAGACGCACCUUUCGAUGAUACAAACGAAGGUAGAAAGAACAGACUAAUAGCUGGUCUUUAUCUUGGUUGUAUUGAAUCUAUUCUUUACUUUGCAAUAGUAAUUGUGAUGAACGACAAAGAAAACAAGAAUUCAAUUCCAGAUAUAAUUGAUCAAAGCUGGGACAAGUACUCAAAAGUUUUGGAAAAUUUAAGUAAGAAGAGUGCUUCUAAAAAAAAGACAAACGAAAAGUUCGAUUACACAGAAUUCUUGCCUGAGCUAAGCUCUUCAUUUUGCAAAGAAGCAUUGCUGAGAGCUGCGAAAACAACAGAGAAAAAUGCUAAAGAAAAGAAAGACACUGAUCAUGCCUUAACAGAUAGCAGAUAUCACACCUUCAUUAUCAAAUUGAUUACAAAGAAAAUCAAAAUGGCAAAAAAAGGCCAACAAUAUCUUGAAAAUAAGGAAAUGUUCGAUUUAUGCUAUGCUAUUUUCAGUUUUCUGAUUAGAAUGUCAAACAUUGUUGGUAAAGGUAACAGCAGUGAUGGUGAUUCUUCUAAAAGUAAGGACAAAGAAAAAAAGGAAAAGGUUAACUCUCUUGCUACUGAAGCAUUCGAUGAUUUAAUCAAAAUGAAAUUUCAAUCAAGUACUCAAAGAGAAAUUGUUAAAUUUUUGGAAAGAAUUAUCGAUGUGGGAAAAGAAGCUCCCUCAACAGAUGAAGAUGAUCAAAGAAUUUGCCAUUUCAUGAAAUAUUUACAAGCAUUAGCUAACAUGCUUAUUCAAAAGAAGUGCUAUGUGACGGCAACCUGUAUCGUGCGUUUUCUCACUACGUUGACACAUUUAUUACGAAACAAAACAAUGUACUUGGAAACAGAAGGACAUUACGAGUGGAUUGCUGACGUUUGUAAAACGAAAGAAUUUGAGGACAAAGAAUUAGGAAAGGCUCUCGUAAAUCAUUUGGUGUUAAUUGCAUGUAUUUUCUCAGAUAUGACAAAGAUUCAUGAAGUAGCUUCGGAUGUUCUUGGAAAAGUUGGGCAUUUUGAAAAUUCAGGCGUAUCAUCAGUUACAAAUAUGCUUGUGAUUAAUUGUCCCUCUGAAUCUGCAGAUGUCUUGAUUUCAUAUUUUAAUAUCAUUAUUGAUGACUUAGAUUGGAAGUUUCAGCGAUUAGAAAGCCUCAAGAAAGACCUUGAUAGCUAUGAAAAUAUGAAGCACAACAUCUUUCAACAGGCUGCAGUCUUGAUUGAUUCUAUCGAGAAGUUAGCAAGUGCAACUCUCCCAAUGGAAGUGAGUGACAAACUCUUCGUGCCGCUCAUCAAAUAUUUCACCUUAAUUGCUUCUUUCACAGAUACCUAUUUGGCUUUACCGAAAGAUGACGUCGAAGAAUUACCUGAAGAGUUUGUCGACUUGGUUGAUCAAUGUGGACGCUUUACAAACUCAACUUACUCGUUUAUUGAUUAUCACAACAGCGAGGAAGAAGUUUCCUCAAUGAAAGUCAUGAGAGAGGCAAGAAAUGUUCCAGAACUUGUUUACAGAAUGGAAACAUCUGAACAGAAAUUAAUUCUACUCUCCAAAAACUUGAAUGUGAACCUUUUGAAGAAUUACAAACGGUCUCAAGUUCGAUCUUUUAUAAUUGACCAGAAUAAGAUAGCAGAAGAAAAGAAGCAAAAGAAGAAAAAAUCAAAGAAGGAAGAUGACGACGGAGACAAUGACGAGAAUCAUCAAAAUGAUGGAGAGGAGGGUGAGGAAAAGCGCACACAAAAGAAAAAGAAAGAAAGCAACUAA
This is a messenger RNA of Naegleria fowleri, 4179 nucleotides long. RefSeq lists its product as uncharacterized. The coding region runs from base 1 to 4179 and encodes 1392 amino acids. The record is from RefSeq and is a predicted model, not a curated record. Lineage: Eukaryota; Heterolobosea; Eutetramitea; Acrasida; Naegleriidae. Gene Ontology annotation, molecular function: DNA polymerase binding. Gene Ontology annotation, biological process: DNA repair. The transcript has a single exon.